UAAAAAAAUAGAUUUUGAUCAAUGGUAAUGUCAGAUUUCUACUUGAUGCCCUAUAUUGAUGUUCCUCGGUUCUCUGAUAUAGUUCAGAUCAUUACCAGAUCUAGGGUGCUUGAUAGUCUCUCACAAUCAUUUAAGGGAUUUGGUUUGAAUGGUGCGUCCUGUGUACAGAGAUUAAUUUGUGAAAUAAAUUCAACCCCACUGAAAAUGGGUCUUCUUGGAGACAUUCUCAACACUAUAUUUUUGGGAGAAAUCGAAAAAUCUUACAACACGUUCUAUUCUGCACAGAAGGUUGGGAGAAGUAAGAAGAGCUGUAAAGCAUAUUCAGCUGAAUGCCCAGUCUCCAUCUUUAAUUUUCCAUCAGCAUUCAAAAGUUUUAUACCUUAGUCAGCUGAUUAUCUUCAUAAUUAAUUUCCCUGUAUGUCAUACCGUUAUCAGCUGACUUUUCAUUCUCCAUCUUUAAUUAUUUAAUCAGCUUCUAUCGCUUGAUUCUUCAACCCUUCGCCUGUGGUUACUAUGAAGUUUAUACCAAUUUAAAGAAUUCAGUCGUCGUCGUAUUUAUCAACACAAUGAAGACGACUUUAGAUUUAA
Molecule: messenger RNA, 588 nt
Organism: Eurytemora carolleeae
Lineage: Eukaryota; Metazoa; Arthropoda; Copepoda; Calanoida; Temoridae
Exons: 3
Coding region: 22-384 (120 amino acids)
Source: RefSeq, a predicted model, not a curated record